CACAUUUUUUCCUCUUUCAAUUAAUAGUGUUGUUCGUUGGUGAUUCAAAGAAGGUGUAUAAACAUCGUGUGCGGAAAAAAAUGAAAAAAAAGUAGCGAUAUUUACGAAUACGAACCUAGACUUUAAAUUCAAUGACAAUUUAAUCCGGUUACGGUAGUCAGUUUGCUAUCUGUUUUUAAAAGUUGACACGCGACUGCUCGUGCACCUAUUACAAAAAUUCAGUUUCGAAGGAGUAGCCUAUAAAUAAAAUCCGUGUACUCUCGAACACGGAGGCGCUGAGAAAUGCGACGAACAUGAGAAAAUACUCCAGAAUUCCGACUCAAUACGAGCUGUGAUGCAAAAUAAUGAAGACACCACUUGCGGUUUUUGGAUCUUCAAGGGUCCGUCUUUACAGAAAUUCGCUAAUAAGAAGGCAUAUGUAGUUUGUUUCGGCAUUUUGGGAUGUUUGUAUUCGGCCAGUUAUGCGUAUUUCAAUGGCAUUCUUUCGACUGUUGAAAAACGUUUUGGAAUUCCUAGCAAAGUAACUGGAAUUAUCACCGUUGGAAAUGACAUCAGUUCGAUAAUCGUAUCAACCUUAUUGACAUACUACGCCAGUCGAAAACAUCAACCGAGAUGGAUUGGCUUCGGAAUGUACACGAUUGUAUUAUUCUGUUUACUCUCAGCUUUUCCUCAUUUAUUAUUUGGGCCCGGAGAAGAUGCUUUAACGUUGACUUCGGAGUUCGGUGGCAGCAUGACAGAUAAUUUUACAGUUAAUGAAGAAAGAAAAAAAUUAUUAUGCGAUAAUAGCACGAAACAUUGCGAAACGGCGAAUGGAAAUUUUGUGGCACCCGUUAUAUUAUUUAUAGCUCAAUUCAUUAGCGGUCUAGGAGGUACAUUGUAUCAUACUUUAGGAGUAUCUUAUAUGGAUGAUAAUGUUAAACGUUCCAAGACUCCUUUGCUAUUGAGUUUUACCUAUUUCAUUAGAAGUUUGGGACCAGUUUUGGGAUAUUUCCUAUCGUCUGUUUGCUUGAAAUUUUACAUAGCUCCAGAUCUAACACCUUCAAUAGAUAACAAAGAUCCGAGAUGGUUAGGAGCUUGGUGGUUAGGUUGGAUUAUACUGGCAGUUUUAAUAUUCAUAUUUUCCACCCUAAUCACCAUGUUUCCGAAAACUCUACCGAAAACAGCAAUUAGGAAACAUAAGACAGCCUUUGCCCUGGGUAAAGAUCCGGUACAACCAACUGCCGAACUUCCAGCAUCAUUUUCUGAUAUGAUCACCACGUUCAAAAGAUUGUUCACAAAUUAUGUUUUAUUAUGUAACAAUCUCGCGGCCAUAUUUUACGUCCUCGGGGCAAUGCCCUUUUUCAUAUUUUUACCAAAGUAUAUGGAAAUCAUGUAUGCUCAAUCAGCAUCUUUUGCUAGUCUUACCACUGGAACUGUCGGUUUGGCGUUCACAUCGCUGGGUAUUUUACUCAGUGGAUUCAUCUUGAGCAAAUACAAACCUAAAGCUAGGAAAUGUGCUGCUUGGAAUGUAUUUGUAGGUGCUGUUAUGGUAGCCGGAGUUAUCACAUUUGCUUACCUAGAAUGUCCUAAUUUAACCAGUGAAAAGACGUUUUUCAACAUGAAAUCAGCCAAAAAUCUCACCUGUUUCAAAGACUGUAACUGCGAUUACGUCAAGUUUUCUCCCGUGUGUUCAGCUGACGGAAAAGUGAACUUUAUUAGCCCCUGUCAUGCCGGAUGUAAAGAAAAGAUUAAUGAAAAAACGUAUGGCCGAUGCAGUUGUGUUCAAAAUAUUACAAUGGAUGCUAGCAACUUAGAUGAAACGAUAGAUAGGCAAACUGUAAACUCUGGUACUUGUCCUGUUGACUGUAAAGCUGCAUUUACGCUGUUUCUUAUCGUAAUAUGUAUUAUUCAGUUUACCGGAGCUACUGGAAAAACUACAAAUUUCUUGGUGGCUGUGAGAUGUGUCGAAGAGAAAGAUAAACCAGUUGCAAUGGGAAUAGGAUUAACAAUGAUGAGCAUAGCAGCGUUCAUACCGUCUCCUAUUUUAUUUGGAUACAUCAUAGAUCGUAGCUGUAUAAAGUGGGGAAAGACGUGUACAGGGAAUAGCCAUUGCUGGCUUUAUAACAGUAAAUUACUCAGACGAACGAUGAACUUCACUUCAGCAAGUUUUAUUGCCAUAGGAGUUCUUUUUGACAUCGGAGUGUGGUACUUGGUCAAAGAUAUACAAAUUUUCGACGAAGAAAUACAAAUAAAACCUACAGAGAAGAAAUCAGCAGAAGAAAAACCAAAAAUUGAAAACAGAUAUUAAUCUCACCGUUCCAGUACUUUUUAGUUGUUUUUAUAACAAUAUUCAUUUGUGUUUUUCUAGUGUACCUACAUCUACAUAUAGUCAGUAUUAUUUUUUUUUUUACGUUGUAAUGUUUCGAUGGCAGAGAAUUACAGUUUAAACGAGAUGUAUUUAAAAAUCAAAA
This is a messenger RNA of Planococcus citri (citrus mealybug), 2450 nucleotides long. RefSeq names its product solute carrier organic anion transporter family member 74D-like. Gene Ontology annotation, cellular component: plasma membrane. Gene Ontology annotation, molecular function: protein binding. The record is from RefSeq and is a predicted model, not a curated record. The transcript has 14 exons. Gene Ontology annotation, biological process: sodium-independent organic anion transport; transmembrane transport. NCBI's taxonomy places the organism in Eukaryota, Metazoa, Arthropoda, Insecta, Hemiptera, Pseudococcidae. The coding region runs from base 335 to 2287 and encodes 650 amino acids.